This is a messenger RNA of Ectocarpus sp. CCAP 1310/34, 3922 nucleotides long. Lineage: Eukaryota; Phaeophyceae; Ectocarpales; Ectocarpaceae. The record is from the annotation of a GenBank genome assembly.
GAGGCUAUCGAGACCAGAGGCCACCCUGUAGACACGGAGAGAGCGAGAGAGCGCCAACCUGGGAGCGUCUGGGAGAGGCAGUGAGAAAGACACCAUGAAGUACUACUGCGCGCUCUUGCUUCUCUCUUGUGUCCCAUUAAGUAGCCAAUUGUCCACGGGACCAGCAGCAACAUCACGCACCCGUGAUCGCCGUGCCCAAAAGUCACCCUCUACUACCAGCGGUGCUGUGAGCAGCGCCGGCAAAACCAAGCGGCGUACACGAAGCGAUGAUAUGGACGAGGUCACUGCUCAAAGGAUGCAAACGUUGAAGCGCCUUCUUCCUGGGCUCGAGGCAGGCCAGCUCGUGUCGCGGGCUCCUGCCCUUCUUGGAAGUACUCAGUUGGAAGAGAUCGUGCCGCGGCGGAUGGCGGCCAUGUCGAGCCUACUCCCGGGUGUGGAUGUCCUAAGGCUGGUGAGACAUAGCCCGGCCCUGCUGCUGUACCACGAGGACACCCUGGCGCCGAGAAUAGAGUUCAUGAAGCGACUUUUCCCAGAGAGUCCCAGGCUUCUCAGCAGGGCACCACUCUUGCUGACCCACGAUCCGGAGACAUUCCUAAUGCCCAAGAUUCAUCAGCUCGAAUCGCUUUUGCCGGGGAUAGAUGUUCUGAAAGUUGUCAGGACUGAGCCGACGAUUCUUUACUUGGACAUUGGAGGCUUGGUAAAACGACGGUUAGAAAGCCUGUCCGAGCUGUUGCCGGGGCAUGAUGUUAGUGUCUUGGUGCGGAAAGUCCCGCGUCUUCUGACGACUAACGUCUCAAGCCUGGCGCAGAAGAUGUCUAGCCUGAGGUGGCUCUUGGGACCCGACGCUGACCUGAACCGGAUCAUCCACCGGAGACCUGCUUUGCUCGUUUCUAAGAUUGAGACAACUGUGGCCGCUAAGUUUCAGCAGCUGCAAGACCUUUUCCCCGACGCUAAUGUGGUGUCAAUGGUGGAGAGCGACGCCACCGUUCUACUGUACGACUACACAAGCGUCGGUGUGAAGGUGGACUGCUGGCGAGAACGCGUGUCCAACGCAACGGAGCUCAACCAGCUGAUACAAGACUACCCCUUGCUGCUGUCGUAUAGCCUCGAUACCUCCGUAUCCCGCCUGGACUUCCUUAUUGAGACGACCGGAGUGAAGCCUCGCCCUGCAACAAUGCGGACCACGGUCCGAAUGGCGAAGAGAGAUUGGCUGGCCGUUCAUGGCGUCAAGUACAGAAAGUUUUUGGAGCGCAAGGUUGAAGGGCCGUCGGUACUUCGACUGUGGCCCGGGCUGUACUUCGACAGUGACACGGGAAGCGGCAACGGGUCUGGCGGAAGACUCCUGAAAGGGGAAGGCAUGUCGGCGAAGCUGCAGGAUGACGGGUCAGUGGAGGUCUCGAGCGCCGCAGAGAUGAAGGAGGCAAGCGCCUACAUUAAGGCUCUGGAACGAAAGUACGGGAAGAUCAUCAAGGAAACCCAACUUCGGUUCACUCCGGCCGUCAGACGAGGGAAGUUGGGCGAUAAUCCGUCGGAGGUGGAUAUGAUCCUCUACGACAUCAAGUCCUUCGAUCAGCAGGUUCGCAAGCUGGCGACGGGGUAUCGCCUAAAGAGAUUCAAGGAGCUACUACCAGGACUUGACACGGAAACACUCUUCACCGAGUACCCGAAUGUCCUCCUCAUGGACCUUAAGAAGGUGGAGGACAAGGUCGAGGAACUGCGCGAAUUGCUGCCAGGGGAACGCGUCGCUGGCGUGGUGUCCGUUGCCCCCGAUCUUUUGCUCAAUGACGUGCAGACCUGUUUGCGACCUCGCAUGACCCGACUUGUGGCGGCGCUUACCACGGUGAAACAGUUCCAAGGCGUGUUGGAUGCCGAUAAGGUGAGGGCUAUGGUGGUGAUCUGCCCGCACCUGCUUCUCAGCGACGUCCGGAAUGUCGUGGUACCAUCCUUGCAGUAUAUGCUGCAAAGCACCUCCGAUCAUGACGAGCUUGCGACGAGGCUGUUCAGGGACCCAAGCCUCCUCGUUGUUGGGGUUGGUCCAUUAGCGCGCCUACAGUACACCCUGGAGCAACACCGAAACGGUAGCGCCUCCAUCGCCCUGGGAAACCUUGGAGCCUAUGUCGGUCCAGAGGCUGCUUUAACAGCAAGCCACCAUCCGACUCCAUGGGUCGGCGCAGGCAGCGGGAAGGCUGCUACCGGAGGAACGUUUAGCCUGAGACGCCCCAGCACGAAGGAUGAUGCGUCGUCGGAUGUGCAUCUGGGAGAGGACCAGUCCAGGCUGCUGCCGCCAGUCAUUGUGCCUCAGAUUCUCAAGUGCCAAAUGCGGGAUUUCAUCACCCGCAACCCAGAGUACGUCUCGUUCUUGGCGCAACGGCAAGGCUUAGAUGUGUCCAGCAUGUCACACAGUCCCGAAGGGGAUGACCAGUCGGUGGCAUUUUGGGAGCGAGCGGUGGGACGUCGCCUGUCGGAGAUGUUCAGGCCUGUGGACUCCCCGUACGCGCGAGAGAUGAGGGAGGCUCGGGCGAAUGGAAAGGGGCCGGAUGGGCAAAAGGCCCCCCCGUUGAGCGAGCUUGAUAUGUUAAUAGGCGACGUGUUGCACUUCAACGACAGGAUGACCGUGCUUGCGUCGAAAAUUCAAAAGAAGAUGCCGCAAACCGUCGACGUUGGCGAAGAAGCGAAGAAGCUCGCCGAAGAUGUCAAGUGGGGCAGCAGGCAAAUCAAAAGACUCCUGGGUUUGGGCUCAUGGACCGAACAAAACGUUGCGACACCGCACUCUGAGGUGCAGGUUGCGGAGAUUCCCUCGCAAAACGCGAACGAUGCGUCCAAAAACGUUUGCAAUCCAAUGUCGACCUUCCCACAAGGAAAGCGGCGAGGGAAGAAACGACGGUGGGUCUCAGACACCUUCCAAAGUCUAAUGGGGUCUGUUGGAGGAAGUGCAGCUGGUGGCGCCGACGCGAUCAAGGUUGCUACAGCCGUGGAGGUGUCUGUCAAGGAUGGGGGCAACCGAGAAACCGCACAGGAGUUGGAGAGGCUGCUGGGGGAGGUUAGUAGCAACGAAGGUCGCUUGGACAACCUGCUGGACUUGUCGUCGUCGAUUCCAGACAAUACUGACGAUUCGUCUUCUCCUGCGGAAGACGGUGGAGGGGUCUCGGGAACCACCAGUACCGCUACAGACGGUAGCUCCGCAGAGACACGAUAGUGACGUCUUGGUUUCUGGACGUUGGGGACAGAAACAAUAGUGACAACUUCCAGGCCACGUGUGAUUGCUUAGAGCACGUGUAUGUAUCAAGAUGUGUAUGUAUCGAGCAGGCGUACGUGAUUCGUCUGCUAGCGCUUGUCGGAGGUUGACUGUGAAGUCCGACCGACCGUUAAAUUCCUAUUGUACAUCGUUGACAUGUGAUGUGGUGCGUUGCUAAUCUGUGAAUCUAUGAAACAGGAUGCCUAUGCCGUGUUGUGAAGAGCUACAGAUUGGUGUAAGCAGACGGUGUGGUUUGCGAUUUCGACUGUGUGUGGACACAACGAGUCCAUCGUGGUUGCCUCUUUGCGUUUUCGUUCUUGCUUAGUUCCGGUUGCGUGUUGUAAACUGUAAAGUUGUAGUGUUGGGUUGCCGAUCGACAGAUUUUGGAAUUGGUACAUGAUAUCUUUAUUCAGAAGCGGAAUUUGUUCUCCCCUCGAUCCCAACUAGCUGAAUGAUAGACUGUUUGCGCCGGUAAAUCAGGGGAUGACUACCAAUGUGAUGACUGUGCAAUAUUCCGCUACCCCUCGAGUAGACGAUAGAUGAAUUGUCUGCAGCGAGUUGCCCUUCUUGUGAUGUCCACGUUUCCCAAGGUGAUCAGACCGUGGUCCUUUGUACUGUGCUUUCUCGUGGCACACGCUCUGCCUCGACUACUACACCACAACAACGAACCGUCAGGCAAGAGUGACC